This is a messenger RNA of Morus notabilis, 1541 nucleotides long. RefSeq names its product peroxidase 17. The transcript has 3 exons. NCBI's taxonomy places the organism in Eukaryota, Viridiplantae, Streptophyta, Magnoliopsida, Rosales, Moraceae. Gene Ontology annotation, biological process: hydrogen peroxide catabolic process; response to oxidative stress. Gene Ontology annotation, molecular function: heme binding; peroxidase activity. The record is from RefSeq and is a predicted model, not a curated record. Bases 427 to 1407 code for a protein of 326 amino acids.
CUCUCUCUCUCUCUCUCUCCCUCUCUUCAGUUACUCUCGCAAAAACUCAGAGCCAAUCAUCUCUCAUUGCUCCCUCUUGUCAUAACAAAGCCCCUGUAAUUUGUUGACACAUGCAAAGCAAACAUAUCCAGUCUUUAUCAGCGAGGAAAAAAAUCAAAACCCAGAAAGGAGGAAAAAAAAAAUCAAAACCCAAAAAGCACACUGAAAAUAAAAGGAACCAACCAUUAUUCCCAUCCGUAGAUUUUAAAUAUAUACAUGCAUAUCCACACAACUAUAAAAAUGUGGUUAGAGGCCUAAUACAAAGUACCACAUUUGUAUGCCAUUUUUCCAUCAUACUCUGCCUCUUUCUUGCCUCCUUUGAACCCACACAAACAAAAACAAAAACAAAAAAAAAACAAAAAAAGAAGAAGAAGAAGAAAGAAAAAAAUGGCAUACUUCUUCCUAAUCUUUCUUUUGCCCUUGGCCAUGGCCUCCGGGGCACAUCUCCGGCCGGGUUACUACUUGGAAACGUGCCCGAAAGCCGAGUUUAUCGUCCGAGACGUCAUGAAAAAAGCUCUGAUCAGAGAACCCCGGAGCCUUGCCUCUGUCAUGCGCUUCCAAUUUCAUGAUUGCUUUGUGGAUGGUUGUGAUGCUUCCAUGUUGUUGGAUGACGCACCAAACAUGCUUGGAGAGAAACUUGCUCUCGCAAAUAUAAACUCUCUGAGAUCUUAUGAAGUCAUCGAUGAAGCCAAAGAAGCAGUUGAGAAGGCCUGCCCUGGAGUUGUUUCUUGCGCUGAUAUCUUAAUCAUGGCUGCUAGAGAUGCCGUUGCUUUGACCGGAGGACCUGACUGGCAAGUGAAGCUAGGAAGACUAGACAGCUUAUCAGCAAACCAAGAGCUAUCAAACGACAUCAUGCCAAGUCCAAGAUCCAACGCCAGUUAUCUCAUUGAUCUCUUCAAGAAAUACGACCUUUCAAUCAAGGACCUUGUUGCCCUUUCCGGGUCCCACUCGAUCGGCCAAGGCCGAUGUUUUUCGAUCAUGUUUCGACUCUACAACCAGUCCGGAACCGGCAAACCGGACCCGGAAAUUGAGCCAAAGUUCAGAGAAGAACUCAACAAGCUUUGUCCAGUAAAUGUUGACCAAAAUGUGACAGUAGAUUUGGAUGCAACACCACGGAUAUUUGAUAACCAGUACUUCAAGGACUUAGUUUCCGGAAGAGGGUUUCUGAAUUCUGAUCAAACUCUCUUCACUUUUGAAAAGACAAAGCCGUUUGUGAAGAAGUUUAGUGGGGACCAAAAACGCUUCUUUGAGGCCUUUGUUGAAGGGAUGAUAAAGAUGGGUGAUUUGCAAUCUGGGAAGCCUGGGGAGAUCAGAAGGAAUUGCAGGGUCGCCAAUAGAAGGCCACUGGAGAAACUGAGGGAGUAUUAAUGAGAAGGAAUUUACAAAACUACAUUUCAAAAGCUUAAUAUGGACCUGUUUAACAGAGUUUUUUGUUUUUUGUUUAGUAGAAGAAGUUUUUUUUUUUAGUAGAAGAAGAGAAAUAAUAUCUUUGACUUUUAGUA